UCAGUGGAAGGACGAAGCCAUUAAAUAUCCCAACCCCAACUGCCCCUUCUUUGAAGAAUUUUGCAAGAGCCCUUUUAUAGAUAGAGAAAUGUACACUGAAAUAGCCAACAAAUUCAAAAUUAAACAUAAAUUAAAACCCUAGUCUUCUUCCUCACUCACUCACUCCUUGACUUCAACACGCACAACACACACAAGAGUGAGUGGUAUGACCACCACCACCACCGCCACCGGCACCACCAGCGGCUAACUUCAAUUUCUUCAAAACCAGAUAAAAUGGAACUGACGAAGCUGUUGAUGCUUCAUCUCGGAUAUGGUUUGCUCUGCUUUCUGCUUCAGUUCGGUGCUUCCAAUUCAGUCUCAAAUAGCUCAGUUGACGUGCCUUUGGUUUCAUCAUCUUCACAGGAAAAAACGGAAGCAUUCUGCCGUUCAGGCUGGAUGGUCUACUGGAGUCAGAGAAAGUGCUUCAACUAUUUCGAAAACUCUCAAUCAUGGGAUGAGGCAGAGACCCACUGCAUAAGCUAUAGUGGACAUCUUGCAGCAGUGACUUCAUUGCAGGAACUAUCAUUUGUUCAGAAGUUGUGUAGUCAGGACAACACUGGAUGUUGGGUUGGUGGAAGACUUUUUAAUACCAGUCUUGGAGCUUGGAAGUGGUCAGACAAUGCAUCUUACUGGAAUGAAACUGUUGCUCCUAGGAUUCCUUUGCAUUCUAGUCAUAAUUUGGUGGAUUCAUGUGCAUUGGUAACCAACGGAACAGUGUACCUUAUGGCUCAAAGUUGCAAUACCACUCAUGCCUUCAUAUGCAUGCUGGAAGCAGAGGACAAAUGUCACCAUUUCCACUGUCACUCAGAAUAUCUUAUUAUCCUUGCUGUGGUGAGUGGGUUGAUUCUCUGCACUACUUUGGCUGUUGUUGUAUGGCUUCUCAUAUUUCGACGGAGUAAGAAAUGGAGAAAAUCUCGCAGACUGUCAAAUCCGGCUGAAGUGGCAUUAGUUCCCCCAUCAUGGAAAGUGUUUACACGUGAUGAAUUGAAAUCAAUUACCAAGAAUUUCAGUGAAGGAAAUCGUCUUCUUGGUGAUGCAAAAACAGGGGGUACAUAUAGUGGACUUUUACCAGAUGGAUCAAGGGUGGCUGUUAAAAGGUUGAAAAGGUCUAGCUUCCAGAGAAAGAAGGAGUUCUACUCUGAAAUUGGAAGGGUUGCCAGACUUCAUCACCCAAAUCUGGUGGCUAUCAAAGGAUGUUGCUAUGAUCAUGGAGAUCGGUACAUUGUCUAUGAGUUUAUUGUGAAUGGACCUCUGGAUAGAUGGCUACACCAUGUUCCUAAAGGGGGUAGGAGUUUGGACUGGGCCAUGAGAAUGAAAAUUGCCACCACACUUGCUCAAGGAAUUGCGUUCCUCCAUGACAAGGUGAAGCCCCAAGUUGUGCAUCGGGAUAUCCGUGCAAGUAAUGUUCUUCUUGAUGAAGAAUUUGGUGCUCAUUUAAUGGGUGUUGGCCUGUCAAAAUUCAUCCCGUGGGAAGUGAUGCAUGAAAGAAGGGUUAUGGCUGGUGGAACUCAUGGAUAUCUUGCUCCUGAGUUUGUCUAUAGAAAUGAGCUUACAACUAAGAGUGAUGUUUACAGCUUUGGGGUGCUUUUGCUUGAAAUUGUUAGUGGACGCAGACCAGCACAAGCCGUUGAUUCUGUUGGCUGGCAAAGUAUAUUUGAGUGGGCCACGCCCCUGGUGCAAUCUCAUCGGUAUCUAGAGUUGUUGGAUCCUCUCGUAUCAUCUUCUUCUUCUCAAAUUCCAGAAGCUGGAGUAAUUCAGAAAGUAGUCGAUCUCGUAUAUUCUUGCACACAGCAUGUUCCCUCAAUGCGUCCCAGAAUGUCACAUGUUGUCCACCAGCUGCAACAGGUGGCCCUGUCUCCCACCUCGAAAUAAGGUCAAUCACUUAUUCAUUCUUGUUAUAUCCUUUUUGGUGAUUCUUCGAAAUCGGUAGUCCUAUGAUUUAUGAGGGCAAAUUUUAGAUGAAAAGGGUGCUUCUACUGGUCGCAUACUGGAAGCCCUAUGCAGAUUUGCCUCGGAACUUUUGUUGUAACUCCUGCUAACAUAGCUUGCUAGUUGGUGAGAAAUUUUACAUGUGUUUGUACAAUGCAAUGAAAAUAUUAGCGCUGUAGUAUUCCUUUGUAAAUACUAUGUCAGAAAGUGGAUGUUGUUAACCGUA
Messenger RNA from Coffea eugenioides, 2194 nucleotides. Its product is annotated as C-type lectin receptor-like tyrosine-protein kinase At1g52310. Gene Ontology annotation, biological process: protein phosphorylation. The transcript is spliced from 6 exons. Lineage: Eukaryota; Viridiplantae; Streptophyta; Magnoliopsida; Gentianales; Rubiaceae. Gene Ontology annotation, molecular function: protein tyrosine kinase activity; ATP binding. The coding region runs from base 274 to 1911 and encodes 545 amino acids. The record is from RefSeq and is a predicted model, not a curated record.